AUGGCACUUCCGCCCGCGUGCCACCCCCCUCGCCACAGCCAGAGUGCCAGCCUCUCCUCAUGGCACUUCCGGCCCGCGUGGCACCCCCCCUCGUCACAGCCAGAGUGCCAGCCUCUCCUCAUGGCACUUCGGCCCGCGUGCCACCCCCCCCUCGCCACAGCCAGAGUGCCAGCCUCUCCUCAUGGCACUUCCGACCCGCGUGGCACCCCCCCCCUCGUCACAGCCAGAGUGCCAGCCUCUUCCUCAUGGCACUUCCGCCGCGUGGCACCCCCCCCCUCGCCACAGCCAGAGUGCGUGCCUCUCCUCAUGCACUUUGGCCCCCUCGCCACAGCCAGAGUGCCAGCCUCUCCUCAUGCAACUUCCGGCCGCGCGUGGGCCCCCUCGCACACAGACUGCAGACGCCCCGCGCGUGCACCCCCCCUCGCCACAGCCAGAGUGCCAGCCUCUCCUCAUGGCACUUCCGGCCCGCGUGGCCACCCCCCCUCGCCACAGCCAGAGUGCCAGCCUCUCCUCAUGGCACUUCCGGCCCGCGUGGCACCCCCCCCCUCGCCACAGCCAGAGUGCCAGCCUCUCCUCAUGGCACUUCCGGCCCGCGUGCACCCCCCCCCUCGCCACAGCCAGAGUGCAGCCUCUCCUUCAUGGCACUUCCGGCCGUUGGCAUCCCCCCCACGCCACAUCAGAGGGCCGAAUGAGGCUCCGUUUGGCAAACAUUGGACUUGCGCCUCACCACCCUGUCUCCACCGCAGCCUCACCACCCCUCACACGACCCCCUUCCCUCAUAUCACCACCGCCAGCCUCAUCCACCCUGUCUCCACCGCAGCCUCACACCCUGUCUCCACCGCAGCCUCACCACCCUGUCUCCACCGCAGCCUCACCACCCUGUCUCCACCGCAAGCCUCACCACCUCACCGCAGCCUCACCACCCUGUCUCCACCUGCAGCCUCCACCACCCUGAUCUCCACGCCAGCCUCACCAUCCUGCCUCCACCGCAGCCUCACCACCCCCUCACCACGACCCCUUCCCUCAUAUUCACCACCGCAGCCUCACCAUCCUGUCUCCACCGCAGCCUCACCACCCUGUCUCCACCGCAGCCUCACCAUCCUGUCUCCACCGCAGCCUCACCAUCCUUCUCCACCGCAGCCCACCAUCCUGUCUCCACCGCAGCUGUCUCCCUCAUCCACCCUGUCUCCACCGCAGCCUCACCACCCUGCUCCCACCGCAGCCUCACCAUCCUGUCUCCACCGCAGCCUGCCUCACGCAGCCUCACCACCCCUCACACGAACCCCUUCCCUCAUAUUCACCACCAGCCUCACCAUCGUCUCCACCGCAGCCUCACCCACCCCCUCACCACGACCUUCCUCAUAUUCACCACCGCAGCCUCACCAUCCUGUCUCCCACCGCAGCCUCACCACCCCCUCACACGACCCCUUCCCUCAUAUUCACCACCGCAGCCUCACCACCCUGUCUCCACCGCAGCCUCACCACCCCCUCACCACGACCCCUUCCCUCAUAUUCACCACCGCAGCCUCACCACGCUGUCUCCACCGCAGCCUCACCAAUCCCCCCACGACCCUUUCCCUCAAUUCACCACCGCAGCCCACCACCCUGUCUCCACCGCAGCACAUCCACCCGCAGCCUCACACCCUGUCUCCACCGCAGCCUCACCCCCUGUCUCCAAGCCUCACCACCCUGUCUCCACCGCAGCCUCAGCACCCGCCCUCCACACCACCCCCUCCCUCAUAUUCACCACCUCAGCCUCACCACCCUGUCUCCACCGCAGCCUCACCACCCCCUCACCACGACCCCUUCCCUCAUAUUCAACCACCGCAGCCUCACCACCCUGUCUUCCACCGCAGCCUCACCAUCCUGUCUCCACCGCAGCCUCACCAACCCUGUCUCCCACCGCAGCCUCAGCACCCCUCACCACCACCCCCUCCCUCAUAUUCACCACCCUCAGCCUCACCACCCUGUCUUCCACCGCAGCCUCACCAACCCCCUACCACCACCCUUCCCUCAUAA
Molecule: messenger RNA, 2019 nt
Organism: Penaeus vannamei (Pacific white shrimp)
Lineage: Eukaryota; Metazoa; Arthropoda; Malacostraca; Decapoda; Penaeidae
Source: RefSeq, a predicted model, not a curated record